AUGAACGACCACCGGCCGGCGGAGACGGCCAUGCAUUUCCGCGAAGCGACGCAUGACACGUGUCUCUAUGGGUCCGUCGUUGGGCUCAAGGAUGUGGUUCCUCGGAAGCGCGAGCCCGUCAUGGAGCUCCUCGACGACUCCGACGACGAUGGCGGAGAGUACCUCUCGUACCCGUCCAACCUCUCGCCCGUGGCAUGGACGCUGAACUCGUCGUCGUCGCUCUCCGCAUCGACCUCGACAGGAGCACCGACUCCACGCGACAAGCUACGGCAGCGGCGCCAAAGCCGGUCCGAGUCGGCGUCGACGACCGCCUCUACGACGCCCAAUUCGCCGCCUUCCAUGUCGACGCCUCGCCACAAGCCGAUGCCGCCCAUGUGCGACGAGUGCGAAGGCUCGUAUGGGGAUGUCUAUUGCCAAGACUGCGAUCUCGUCUAUUGCGCGUCCUGCAACGAUGCGCGCCAUCGCAAGGGAAAGCUCGUGCUGCAUGAGCGCACGCCACUUGCGGCCCCAUCGCCGCCAAAAGAAACGCCGCGCCCCGUUACCGUGAGCGACUGGGCGGUCGCUCAUGUGCUCGAGUGGCUCGAGAAGGUCGAUUUGACAAUCUAUGCGUCCACGUUCGAGGCGCUGGGUGUGAACGGUCCGAGACUCGUUCGGGCGACGCAAGACGAUGUCGAUGGCUGGGACGCAUCGAGCCAGGCGUCACGGGCCCACAAAAAGAAGCUAUGGCGCGAGAUCCAGAAGCUCCAGCCGUCUGCGCCGGCGCCAAUCCGAAUCCCAAGCCAUGAGACCCUCGAGCGACGGUCAAGUGACGUGACGUCGCCUGUUGCCGCCUUGCGCGCACGCGUUCACCACGGGCAGUCGGAGAAAGGGCGCGUGGCCCGCCGUCAGUCGGCAUCUGCGACGACGACGUUUGUCAAGCCAACGCUCGACCUCUCAGCGGAUGCGUCGCGUUACAAGUCGUCACCUGCCAAGCGACGUCCCGCGAUGGAUCUGGGCCUCGAUCUGGUCAAAGUGGCGCACGAAGAGAAGCACCUCAACGCAUCCUUUGACUUUACGGCUGAAGGGCGGCUUCAGACCCAUGGCUUUGACAUCAACACGGAGGGCAUUUCGCGAACGCCGUUCCAGCCCGUGACAACAACGCUUCUCGGCACGAAGGAUUCGCUCGUGCUCUUGCAUGAGCUCGGGCAUGGCGCCAGCGGCAAGGUCUACAAGGCUCUGUACUUGCCCACGUUCAAGCUCGUGGCCGUCAAGGUCAUUCGAGUCUACGACCAAAAGAAGCGCCAUCAAAUGCUGCGCGAGCUCAAGUCGCUCUACGCCAACUUUGUGUCGCUCCACGAGACGCGCGUCACGGCGGCCUGCGACGAGCUCGUCAUGUUUUACGACGCGUAUACCAACCCGGAGAUUGGCAGCGUAUCGAUCGUGCUCGAGUACAUGGAUGGCGGAUCCCUCGAGGACGUGAUGAAGUCAGGCCGGCCGUGCUCCGAGUCAAUGCUGGCCAAAAUCGGUACAAGCGUGCUCAGUGGACUUGCUUUCCUGCACGAACACCACCAGCUCCACCGCGACAUCAAACUCAGCAACAUCCUCGUAAGCCAGCAAGGUGCAGUCAAGAUCUCGGACUUUGGCAUCUCGACCGAGCUCGAAAACACACUGGCCAAAGCUACGACGUUUACGGGCACGCUCUUGUACAUGGCGCCAGAGCGCAUUAGCGGCGGCACGUACUCGUAUCCGUCGGACGUCUGGUCGUUCGGCUUGGCAUUGAUGGCGUGUGCCAUCGGACGGCUGCCUGUACCCACUGAAGACGGCUACUGGGGUGUUGUCCAUGCUGUCCAAGAGCAGCCAUCACCGCGGCUGCGCGAUUUUGGCGAUCACUUUUCACCCGACCUCUGCGACUUUCUCGAUCUCUGCUUGAAGAAGGACCCAAUGCACCGACCGCCAGCGCAAGUGCUUUUGGCGCAUCCGUUUUUGAAGCGCCACGCCGCUGCCCCCGCGAGCGCUGUCAUUGCGCCGAUGACGACGACGGCUGCGAACGCUGCCGAACUGCAGAAGAUUGCGACCGCGGUCCAAGGCUGGAUGGCCACACACGACCGCAGUCGCCUCGCAUCGCUCAUGGACGACCCAGCGCAACGCAUGAAGGCGCUCCAUGGUCUCGCCAAGCAACUCCAAGUCGACUACCACGCAGUCGAGUCUUUGUUUUCGUUUUUUUAA
Molecule: messenger RNA, 2205 nt
Organism: Saprolegnia diclina VS20
Lineage: Eukaryota; Oomycota; Saprolegniomycetes; Saprolegniales; Saprolegniaceae
Product: serine/threonine protein kinase
Exons: 12
Coding region: 1-2205 (734 amino acids)
Biological process (GO): MAPK cascade; protein phosphorylation
Molecular function (GO): protein binding; ATP binding; zinc ion binding
Source: RefSeq, a predicted model, not a curated record